UUGCUCCUUCAACACACCAAAAUAACCGACGGUUACAAGAAUGUUCCUGCAAAACCAUAAUGCAUAAUGCAUGAGAGAGAAACACUAUUCCUCAAUUUUCAAAUUUCCCUUUCUCUCUAACCAUCAUUUUCUUUUACCCUAACACCAUUUUCUUCUCUACCUCAAUCUUUCACCAUUUUUUUUUUAUUUCUUUUUUUCUUACACCUGCAUUCUACUUUGCUAUUUCUUCCAUUUCUUUAUCCGAUCGAUGAACGCAUCUCUUUCGUUUUUGCAACUUUUCGCGUUAAAUGUUUUCCUCUUUCGGAAUUCGGCGUUCGGAUUAGCUUAGGGUUUCAGCGGAAAAAAAUUCUCUCUCUCCCUUUUUGUACAGAAUUGUUUUUGGAAUGGAACCUCGCGUUGGGAAUAAGUUUCGGCUUGGUCGUAAGAUCGGAAGCGGAUCGUUUGGAGAGAUCUAUUUAGGUACUAACAUUCAAAAUAAUGAAGAGGUUGCAGUUAAGCUUGAAAAUGUCAAGACAAAACAUCCUCAGUUGCUAUAUGAAUCCAAGUUGUACAGAGUUCUCCAGGGAGGAACUGGAAUUCCUGAUAUUAGAUGGUUUGGAGUUGAGGGAGAUUACAAUGUUCUAGUGAUGGAUCUGCUUGGACCUAGUCUUGAAGAUCUAUUUAACUUUUGCAGUAGAAAGCUCUCACUAAAGACAGUUCUCAUGCUUGCUGAUCAAAUGAUCAACCGUGUUGAGUUUGUUCAUUGUAAAUCUUUUCUACAUCGGGAUAUCAAACCAGAUAAUUUCCUUAUGGGAUUGGGAAGGCGGGCAAACCAGGUUUACUGUAUUGAUUUUGGUUUGGCCAAAAAAUAUAGGGAUAGUUCAACCCAUCAACACAUUCCAUACAGAGAAAAUAAGAAUUUAACUGGGACUGCUAGAUAUGCAAGUAUGAAUACCCACCUUGGCAUUGAGCAGAGUCGAAGAGAUGAUUUGGAGUCUCUUGGUUAUGUCUUGAUGUACUUCCUGAGGGGAAGUCUCCCUUGGCAAGGACUUAAAGCGGGAACCAAGAAACAGAAAUACGAGAGAAUCAGUGAAAAAAAGGUUUCUACCUCUAUUGAGGCAUUGUGUCGAGGUUAUCCAACAGAGUUUGCAUCAUACUUCCAUUACUGCCGCUCAUUAAGGUUUGAUGAUAGGCCAGAUUAUGCUUAUCUCAAGAGAAUAUUUCGUGACCUGUUUAUUCGUGAAGGAUUCCAGUUUGAUUAUGUGUUUGAUUGGACAAUUUUGAAGUAUCAGCAAUCACAGCUAGCCGCACCCCCUGCACGUGCUGUUGGUCCUGCUGCUGGAACUAGUUCUGCAAUGCCACCAGCUGUGACUAAUGCUGAUAGACAAACAGGAGAGGAAGACGGACGACCUCCUGGUCUGAUUUCAGGGGAUUCCACAAGGAGAAGAAUGUCAGGCACCAUCUCAAACACUGUAAAUAUUUCAAGACAGAAAAAUCCUGUCACCAUGGAUGCUGCUCUUAAUAAGGAAGCCAUGUUAUCAAAGCCCAAUGUCUUGGGUCAGUCAAGUGGAUCAAGGCGAGCGGGUGUUUCUAGUAGCCGGGAUGCAUUUGCUGGUAGUGAUUUGGAUUCUCGUACUCGUACUACUGAGGUUAACCCUGGAAUGCGCAAAAUAACAUCUGGGAGAAAUGCUUCUUCUCAUGUCAAGAACUAUGAAAGUGCUGUCAAGGGCAUUGAAGGUUUGCAAUUGGAAAAUGACAAGAGGGCACAUUAUUAACUCCUUACCCUUUCAUGUUGUAAAUAUAUAUUUGAGUUGAGGAACACUGCAAUGCAGUAGUUGCAUACGUUACUAAGGUGAGCUGUGAAGGGAUAUGAACUCAGAUACGAAGGGAUAACCCUUGUGCUCAUACUCUGAUUAAGUGGGGAAGCUG
Molecule: messenger RNA, 1908 nt
Organism: Vigna umbellata (rice bean)
Lineage: Eukaryota; Viridiplantae; Streptophyta; Magnoliopsida; Fabales; Fabaceae
Product: casein kinase 1-like protein 1
Biological process (GO): protein phosphorylation
Molecular function (GO): protein kinase activity; ATP binding
Source: RefSeq, a predicted model, not a curated record